AUGGAUCUAAAGGAUGAAAAUUACAAUGCAUCACUCACCUAAAUUGAGUUGAGUGUUGAGGCACUUACCAAUAUUCUUUAUUAUUAAGAAUUUUUUAAAAGAAUAUCAAGGUUUUUAAGUUUAAAGGAUGUGUUAAAUCUUGGAUAAACUUGUCGUAUUUUAAAUGAAAUCGUUGAGGUUUAAUAUGAAUAAUUUAUACGUAGAAACAUUAAGAAUUCUUUGGAGAGAUCUAUUAUAAAUUAUUUCUUAAUGAAUAACUUGAAAUGGCUUUGGAUUUAAACUACCCAGAUAUACAGUGUAGAUAAUAGAUUAGGUUAUCGAACUUUGACAAUUCUUGCAUCAAUUGGAAGAGUUAACUGUCAAAAAUGAUUUUAACAAAGUAAGUUAGACUUAAAAUUAUAAUAGAUAAACUUUGAAAUUUCCAUUUAUCCUAUGCGAUGUUGUGUUUCCCAAGCCCAUCUUAACGAGAGAAACAAUAGGAAUCCAUUGCGAAUCCGAGUUUCAAAUCAUGUUAGCGUAACGCUUAGAACUGGAACAAAAAGGGUUUGACAAGCUAUUUGACUAUUAAUUUAUUUAGAAUGAAGUAAUUUUAUAAUCUUAUCGAAACCUGUAGUUGAUGAAUGAACUAAAGCAAAAUAAAUGCUAAAUUUUGACACAAAUGCAGGCUAAGUUAUAACACAAUGAAAAACUUAAAAGUUAAUUUUUAGAGUAUCGAUGGAGUUUGUAGGAUGAAUAGUGUGAAUUUAAACAAUUCAACUUCCAAAAGAUAGACAUAGUCGAAUAAGAUCAUGAAGGAAAGGUGGAACCAAUCGGAGAAGAAUAGAUUUGCAUCUUUAAUUUAAUGAAAGAAUUUUAUACUUCUGUGGAGUGUUAUUUGGAAGGGUUAUAGAAGUAUUUUAGUGUAUUUAUAAAUGUUAAUACUAUCAACAGUAUUGAUUUGCUUUGUGAAUAUGUAAUGUAUUGGCAAGCUUAUAGCAACGCCAUCAUGGAUUUGUCAACAUUAAUCUAUCCCUUCGAGAACAUCAUUAAUGAGUUACAUCAAAACUUAUUCCCAAAGUACCCCUAAUAUCCAAAAUUUUCAGUUUGGAGAGUAAUGACGAAAUUGUGGAUAAAACAUGUAAACUUCAAAUUAAUCAAAAGAUAAUUCGAAAUCAAUAAUUCUAAACUAUAUUACUAGAAUGUUUUAUUCGUCUGCUCUCUGCUUAAAGACAACAAAUGUUCAAAAAAGAAUUUGAAUAAGGAGUUAAUGACGAUCUAGAAAAUGCUCAAUCUUUUUAAAUUACUUACGAAAUAUAUGAUAAUUUCCUACUUAAAUAAAAGAAUAGUUGCAAAGAUCAAUUUUAAAUUGAUACUACUCAUUAAGUUUAUACUGAAGUUGUAGAUUUAUUAAGAAGCUUUUGUCGAUGUGUCUAGGACAUAUCUAUUAGUGAGGUCAAUCAUAAUGAUUAACUUAGGUAUCCGUACAUUGGGUAGGUCACAAAGACUGUUGUUAUGAGGAAUUUUAUGAAUAGUUGAGUGAGAAGGUAUAAUAUGAAUCCAGUUUUUAUUAUGAUGAGAGCAGAUAAGUAUUUGGAUCAAAUAUUAUUUCAUUUAUGGAGUUUAUCAAAUUUGAUAAGGAGUAAAUUCAUAAUUAUGUAAAUCUAGAUUCUUAUAGUAAAUUUUGCCUGAACCUCUAAUAUUCAAAAUAGAGAAUCUUCAGAGAGAACAUAUCUAUACUUCCUUGUAUUACUUUUUAGAAGUUUCUUAUCUUUAGAAAUUUGUGUAGACCAACAAGGAUCAAAUCAUGUUGAUUUACCAAAAUUCUAAGCCUAAGUCUCCUAAAUAAGAGCGGAAUUCAAAUACAUCCUCUUAAAAUAAUGAACAUCUUGAAACUCAAGGUGAUUCUAAUUUAAAUGAUGCUUAAAAAUUCUUUAAUUUGUGUUUGGAAAACAGCAAUUUAGAUUUAGAGGAGCUUUUAAUUAAAGAGAAAAGCAAAAAUCAAUCAGACCCAUUGUCAGAAAUCAUCAAAGUUGCACUUUCUUAGAUGAAUCUUGAUUCAUUAUAGAAUUUAGAUAAUAUUGAUCAAUUUGAAUCCUAAAAAGAUUUAUUUGAUUUUAGUAGGACUCAUAAAAUACACAGAUCGUUUUCAAAUACUAGAUGUAAGACAUUUCCAAAUAAUAUAUAUUUAAGUGGAUGCAGAACAAACGGAAGUCCCUGAAGAAGUGAUCAAGGCAGCAAAACAGUUUCUAUUAAUUGAUGCUCAAUUUUCUAAACUCUAUCUCGUUUUCACUGAAUAUUCCAAUUACUAUGAUAAAAUGUUGAUCUAAGUUAUUACAAAAGACAGAGAUGUUGAAUUAAUAAACAAUGACAGAAAAGUGCCUAGAGUAAGUGGAUUAAACAUAUCAUUAGAUCCUACCUGAAUAUCUGUAAAGCUUUUAUUAUGUUUCUAACUACUUGACUUAUUCUGUACUCGAGGAAAAUAUUGUGGAAGAUCAAGAAGAUGAAUUUGAAGAUUUAGAUUAACCUCCAAAUCUCUCAAAAGACCCAUCCAAAUUGAAAAGUAUAAGUUAUAAUAAAUAGAAAAUUCUGUUCAAUUUGAGUAUUAUUACUCGGAAGGAGAAGAUGAUCAUAGCUAAAGCAACGGAGCUUGAUUAACAGUAGUUUAAAU
Molecule: messenger RNA, 2647 nt
Organism: Paramecium octaurelia
Lineage: Eukaryota; Ciliophora; Oligohymenophorea; Peniculida; Parameciidae
Source: the annotation of a GenBank genome assembly